Messenger RNA from Pleuronectes platessa (European plaice), 2903 nucleotides. Its product is annotated as T-box transcription factor TBX1. The transcript has 7 exons. Bases 1749 to 2615 code for a protein of 288 amino acids. Gene Ontology annotation, molecular function: DNA-binding transcription factor activity, RNA polymerase II-specific; RNA polymerase II cis-regulatory region sequence-specific DNA binding. Gene Ontology annotation, biological process: positive regulation of DNA-templated transcription; cell fate specification; regulation of transcription by RNA polymerase II. The record is from RefSeq and is a predicted model, not a curated record. Gene Ontology annotation, cellular component: nucleus. NCBI's taxonomy places the organism in Eukaryota, Metazoa, Chordata, Actinopteri, Pleuronectiformes, Pleuronectidae.
AUUAGAUUUGAUCCAAACUGUCAAAAUAAAUAAGCUUAAAAGCAAAGACAUUCCUUUUCAGAAAUGAAUCACUACACAUUUAGUUUUAUUGGGGUGUUCUUGGCCUCAGUGAGCCGCUAAGGUCAUAUCACACAUACAGCAUUUUGAGAGGUCAUCAUUGAUUAAAAGGUCCAUUGGAGAAGAACAAUAUUAAUGCAUCCGUUCUACUUCAGACAGUUACCCAAUAAUAUGUGAAGUAUUUCUGCUGUGAUCCUGAAACCCAUGAUUAAUGAGUCGAUCAGGGCUGCAAAUUGGCCUAUUGAUAAAUUUAAGUCUUGUUGUGCUUUGUUCGGGAAAAUCCCCCUAUCUGUUUUCGAUUCUUCAGGACAGAAUCCUUCAACACUGUCCUAUCAUAGAGCCACAUGAGGAUGUAGAUGGAGUCUCACACACACACACACACGCACAUGCUCACAUCUGCUAUGACACCGCUAAAUACUUCCACUUACCUCAGUAAUUAGACAGCUUUGAUUUAUCAAGCUCAUAUAUCAUAUCAUUUGGGUCUUGUUUUGGGUCUAAUUAAUUAUUGUCAGGUAAUUUUGCAACACACAUUUCAGGGGGAUGUUACAUUGUAGACUUCCUUUUUGUCCCCAUACUAUGAUUUAAACAGACGCUGGUCCCCACAACAUGACUAAUACCUGGAGCACACUCAAACAUACAUUUACAUUGCAUGAAACCUCAGCUUUAGAAGCAAGCAAAAAUAAAUCCAAAACGUUAUCAUUGCAUCUUUGACCCAGUUUGAUAUAUAAUACCGCCAUUAAACAAUAUUAUUGUAUUAAUAUAUUAUUAGUUUUAGGGAGAAAGCUUCUCUAAUUGGGAUGGUGUUGAAACUAUGCUCCAAGAAAUUAGGCUAUGAAUAAUAAAAGCAGUUGGUUGCUGUCUCCAGCUGUCCACACCCAGUAACACCGGGCUGAUUAGGAUGUUAUUAAUGUGCUACUGAUUGGUCAAAACAAGCUCGACCUGAGGCGUUAGACUUUAUUAAAAAAAUAGCAAGUGCAAGCAGGGAUUUGUAGAUGCUCCAAAAGGUGGUGUGUACGUGCGUGUGCACAUCACUUGGGGCCACAUGCACGCAUGCAUGUGCAGCUGUGAUCAGUGCAUGUCAGGGGCACUAUGAGUAUUGUAAUGGAUGAGGGCAGCUUGGAGGUCCCCAGUGAGAGACUCGUGGUGUAUAAAACCAGCGUCUUCCUGCACACAACAGCCACUCUUCAUGCUUAAUGCUUGGAUGUACCUCUAUCCAAGUGGCUCAUACAGAACUGGGAGGGAGACUACAUACAAUAUUCUUGCUUUCAGUUUUAUAUUGCAAAACAACAUUUUUGGAUUGACUCUGUGCUGGUCCUAAUGUCAUGACAGGGGUUACUAAUUCUGUUCAGAAGAGGAGAAACAGACAGGACUUAGAAAAUAGUAAAAGAAUAUAAAAAAAACUGCAAAAUUCACUAUUUUUCUUUUGUUUGAAGACAGUCAAGGAAUGGAUGGUAAGUAAUUUGUUCAAAUGUAUGCAAGCUCUGGAGACCAGAUAUUCAUUCAUUUGAUGAUAAUGAUUACCGGCAAAUGUAUCGGUGAUUCGUCUUCAAAUUAUUCACAUCAGCACCUAUCUCUCCUCAGGUCCUGUGUUGUCUCAAAGCUGUGCACUGUCUCUAACCUGCUGUGCAGAUGGGGGGUCACUAUUGAGCACCAAGGCCCCUCAAGUCAGUGGGGUCAGAGUUCAGUUGGAGAUGCAUGCGCUUUGGCAGCAGUUUGACCAGCUGGGCACGGAGAUGAUUGUUACCAAAACUGGAAGAAGGAUGUUUCCGACAUUCCAGGUGCAAAUCUCUGGGAUGGAUCCGACUGCUGAAUAUGUCUUGCUUAUGGAUUUCAUCCCUGUUGAUGAUAAACGAUACAGAUAUGCAUUCCAUAGUUCCUCGUGGUUGGUGGCAGGGCGAGCAGAUGUUGCAGCUCCGAGCAGGAUGCAUUUCCACCCGGACUCACCUGCCCGUGGAGCCCAGUGGAUGAAGCAGACGGUGUCCUUCGAUACUCUCAAACUCACCAACAACUUGCUGGAUGACAAUGGACACAUGAUAUUAAACUCCAUGCAUCGUUACCAGCCACGCUUCCAUGUGGUGUAUGUGGAUCCGGCACCCAACAGCCACCUAAAUGCUUACAGAAACUUCAGCUCUUUCUCCUUCCACGAGACACGCUUCAUGGCCGUCACCGCCUAUCAGAACCACCGGAUUACCCAGCUAAAAAUUGCAAGCAACCCGUUUGCUAAAGGCUUUAGGACUGCAGACCCUCAGGAUUGGGUGGGGAAUUCCAGACCCCCGUCAGUAUGGUGUCCACCAGAGGGCAGAACAGAGCUCCUUGCCGCUAAACCUGGAGAGCAGAGAAGCUGGGGCUCGAAAUCAAUCAGACAGGAGGAAACAGCUUUGUUUCUGGUGGAGCAGAAUGGACCCUUCCACCACUGUAAAGAGUCUGCAGAACUGACCGUGGAGAGGAGAGACGGGGACAAUUUAUCAGCACCUGCUUCAUUCUUCCCUCUCACUUCCUACCGCGACUGUGCAGGAUCAUCUCAAGACAGAGACAAUCCGCCCUAUAGAGAAAACUAAGCAAAGUGACUGAGCUUUGACUUAAAUGUGACCUUAUUUAUUAUCAUACAGCUUGUGUGCUUAUAGCAAACGUUUGUGAUAACCUUAACAAAUAGAUUUUUAAGAAUUCUGCAGUCUAACAUCAAGGGCAUAAUGUCUAUGACAACAUGACAGAUGUACUGCAGUGACGCCGUACACUAUAUAUAAUAUCCAAUACAUAAUAUCCAAUUAGAGCACUACCGAGUCACAGUAAAGAACAUAAAACAUACAGUUGUAUUAAUCCCUACAAGCUCAAUUGUAAUCUGUCAU